This is a messenger RNA of Lampris incognitus (smalleye Pacific opah), 2521 nucleotides long. RefSeq names its product leukocyte elastase inhibitor-like. The transcript has 10 exons. Gene Ontology annotation, molecular function: serine-type endopeptidase inhibitor activity. Gene Ontology annotation, biological process: negative regulation of endopeptidase activity. Bases 18 to 1403 code for a protein of 461 amino acids. The record is from RefSeq and is a predicted model, not a curated record. Lineage: Eukaryota; Metazoa; Chordata; Actinopteri; Lampriformes; Lampridae.
UUGCCGUAGAAGGACGUAUGAGGAAGCGGAAGAGUCGGGCGUGUCUCUGCGUAUCGUUCAGAGAGGGCUCAGCCUUAAAUGCGUCAUCCGUUGCCAGCAAAGGGAGAGUCACUUGUCGACCGGAGACGAGCGCAUACACAAUGGCAUCAUCCACCCCGCUAUCUGAAGCCAACACCACUUUCUCCCUGGAUUUGUUGAAAAAGCUGACUGAAGAAAAGAAGACUGGCAAUGUCUUUUACUCUCCUCUCAGCAUCUCCUCUGCUCUGGCCAUGGUGAUGCUGGGGGCCAGGGGCAACACAGCCACACAGAUGUCAGAGGUCCUCUGCUUCUCAAAGGCAGAGAAGCCAAGGGAGACGGGAGCAGAGCAGAUGCAGAUGCAGCAACAGGUCCAGAUCAGCAAACUCCCACUGCAUCUGCUGACAGCGUCCCUGCAACUACAGAAGGCCGAGGGUGACGUCCAUGUCGGCUUUGCUAAACUGAUGAGUGAGCUGAACAGGCCGGGAACACCGUACUCCCUCAGCCUGGCCAACAGGCUGUAUGGAGAGCAGUCCUACCAGUUUGUGGAGGAGUUUCUUGGGGAAACCAGGAAGCACUACAAUGCAGAGCUGGUGCCUGUGGAUUUCCGGACCAAUUCAGAGAGGGCCAGGGUUGACAUCAACACCUGGGUGGAAAAGCAGACACAAGAUAAGAUCAAGAAUCUGCUGAAAAAGGGAAUAGUGGAUGAAAUGACCAGACUGGUGCUGGUCAACGCCAUCUACUUUAAAGGCAACUGGGACAAGCAGUUCAAGGCGGACCUCACAUCUGACUCUACAUUCAGACUCAAUAAGAACGAGACUAAAACAGUGAAGAUGAUGUACCAGAAAGGAAAAUUCCCUCUCACCUUUAUUCCUGAGGUCAACUGCCAGAUCCUUGAGAUGCCCUACACAGGGAAAGACCUCAGCAUGGUUAUCAUUCUACCCAAUGAUAUGGAGGAUAACACCACAGGACUGGAGAAAAUAGAGAGCAAGCUGACUUACGAGAGUUUUGUGGACUGGACUCGUCCAGACAUGAUGGACAAGAUAGAGGUCAAAGUUGGCCUGCCUCGUUUUAAGAUGGAGGAAACGUAUGACAUGAACGCGAUCCUGACAAGCAUGGGAAUGAGGGAUGCCUUCGAUCAACGGUGCAGUGACUUCUCUGGCAUGUCUACGGCCAACGAUCUAGUGUUGUCCACGGUGGUACACAAGGCAUUUGUGGAGGUCAACGAGGAGGGCACAGAGGCUGCUGCUGCCACUGCUGCCGUCAUGAUGACACGUAGUUCACGAAUGCCUGCCGCCUUCAUCGCAGACCACCCUUUCCUGUUUUUCAUCCGACACAACUCCAGCAGUAGCAUCCUUUUCGCCGGCCGAUACUGCUCCCCUGCAUGAGCACUGUCUCCUAAGAGCAGAUGUGGGCCACCAGAUUUUCCGUCCAACCAUCACUACACCAUCUGAUUUCACUGAUUAGUUUGUCCUCUUUGGCUGAAGGUGCACUCAUCCAUGAGAUCAGCUGGCUUGGCGUUUGGUUGGAGGAAAAACCUGCAUCUUGGCACUCUGUGGCACAUGGAUGCUUAUGUCUGUCUACUUUAGAGAGUAUACAUGCCAUGAGAUCGCAUUGAUUAAUCACACUUUGAGUUGUUUUCCCAUAUUUUCAAGGCAAUUUGCUGUCAGAAAUCCUUUUAGGUGAGCUAGGAUAUAGGAUUUCAACAGGAUUUUCAAACAUUCAUGUAAGGUUGCUUAAUCUGCAUCCACAGUCAUUUUAGUCUGUGUUUAUUCUAUGGUUUUCAUUAUGGAGACAUUAUGCGAAAGCAUAAUGUCUCCAUAAUGAGUGGAGAUGAGAAAUGGUGGCGUGAGAGGGUCAGAGCCAUCCGAGGAUACUCGACCUGAUGAUGAUGAUGAUGCCUUUGUACUUUGGAUCUGGAUCCCUUAUUCAGCAGCCUAAAGAUCUCAAGCAUGUUAUGGCCUACAUUGCUUUUCUGUGGUAUCUUGUGCAAUAGUGUCUGUGAUUAUAUACCCACACGCUGCAUAUGCAGACUGUAGUUUAUCUUAUUUUAUAUCUUAUUCCCAUGAACUUAAUAGGAUUUGCAUUCAUUAUACUUUAUAUUGUGCUGGUUUAAACAGCUAACAGAGGUCUUAAUUAUUACUCCACCCUCUGUAUGUGUUAGUGCUAUGCUAUACAACCUAGCACCCAAGGGACUUAUUUAUUUUUUCAUAGAGAAUAUACAUAUGUCCACUAUGUGUUUGAUGUUUUUAAUGAAACCAAAGAGAGUAAUCUAAUGAAAUCAAAUUGUCAGACCCAGACAAUAUUUGUGCCUUAUCAUGAUUGUUAUUUUACACAUAACUGUACAAAGUGCAACUAUACACAUAUUGUCCUUUAUGAUGAAUGGAUAGAGUGUAAAGAACUAGAGUUUUAAUGAAGACUUGAGUUUGCAUUGAUUACAGGAUACUUUAAAGUGUGCUCAUACUUACGCAGAAGAAAAUAAAAAGUAUUUGACUAUACUUUUAUG